AUGCCGGGUGAUGAGAAGGACUAUGGCGCGGCCAUCAACAACCUCAACCGCGAUGUUGAAAUGUCUGGCACAGAGGCUGCCCCCUCUCAGCCCAUUAAAUCCCUAGGGGAAGUGGAAUCACAAGCGAGCACUAUCCAACCAGGAGCCGUUGUCGUUCCUCGCUCAGAGCGCCGAGGUCUGCUAGGUCGGUUCUCAGUCAUUCCUGAGAUCACCUCCCCACGGGACUAUGGCAAUGGAACGAAAUGGGCGAUGACAGUGAUCGUCAGUUUUGCUGCUGUUACAUCAUCCACGGGCUCAUCUAUCUUCUACCCGGCCCUGGCUGAGGUAGCGGACGACCUAGAUACGACCCCGACUGUUGCUAACCUGUCACUGGCGCUAUACUUGCUCGCUAUGGCUUUCACCCCUAUCUGGUGGUCUGCUCUGUCCGAGAAGCAUGGACGGCGAACGAUCUACCUCCUCUCUUUUUCCCUCUUCCUGGUUUUCUCUUGCAUCAGUGCCGUUAGUGUCAACAUCACAAUGCUGAUUGUUUUCCGAGUCCUCAGUGGCGGAGCCGCAGCUUCUGUCCAGUCUGUGGGGGCGGGAACCGUUGCCGAUAUCUGGGAUCCGAAAGUGCGUGGCAAAGCCAUGGGAGUCUUCCAGCUCGGUCCUCUCUGUGGACCUGGCCUGGCGCCCGUGAUUGGUGGUGCUUUGACUCAGGGUCUCGGCUGGCGAAGUACCCUCUGGUUCCUCACCAUUUUUGGCGGUGUGAUGCUGGUGCUUAUUUUCCUAUGUUUGCCGGAGACUAUUGCAAAGCGUGAGCCAAAGCCGAAGACCGAAGAUCAGAUCAACACGAACAUCGUUGUCAAGAUAUUCAUGGCCGUCUUUGGUCCUUUCAAGGCGCUGGCCUUGCUCCGCUUCCAGCCCGUCAUCGUUGUAAUCUGGUCCGGUGUCAUCGCCUUCUUCACCAUGUACAUCAUGAACGUCUCGAUCCAAGCUGUUUUUGAGAAGCCUCCCUACAACUUCACCAUUCUGGAGGUGGGUCUUGUAUACCUGGCACCGACAAUCGGGUACGCCAUCUCGUCGAUUUUUGGUGGUCGCUGGAUCGACUACAUCAUGGUUCGUGAGGCGACUAAGGCCAAUCGAUACGAUGAGAACGGAAAGCUCAAGUACUUCCCCGAGGACCGGAUGAGAGAGAAUAUCUGGGUGGCUUUGACACUAUACCCAGGCGCGUUGAUUUGGUAUGGCUGGACCGCUGAAAAAGGUAUCCAGUGGGCGGUCCCCUGUGUCGCCUCUAUAUUCUUUGGACUCGGCAUGAUGCUGGUCAUGGGCACUGUGCAGACCGCUCUGACGGAGUUCACUCCGAAGAAAGCAUCUAGCGGUGUCGCCGUGGCAAACUUUGUCCGAAAUGUCCUCGCAUGUACGGGAGCUGUCGUCACUCAACCCAUGCUCGACGGUAUCGGCAAUGGAUGGAUGUGUACUAUGAUUGGUCUGAUCGCAUUCGUGACGGGUAUUCUGGCCAUUCUUUCUCUCCGCAUCUGGGGUCCCCAGUGGCGAGUACUGAUGGACCGAAAGUUGAAUGCCCCAAAGCCGUAG
Penicillium griseofulvum is the source of this 1572-nucleotide messenger RNA. Its product is annotated as MFS transporter. The coding region runs from base 1 to 1572 and encodes 523 amino acids. The transcript is spliced from 3 exons. The record is from RefSeq and is a predicted model, not a curated record. Gene Ontology annotation, molecular function: polyamine transmembrane transporter activity. NCBI's taxonomy places the organism in Eukaryota, Fungi, Ascomycota, Eurotiomycetes, Eurotiales, Aspergillaceae. Gene Ontology annotation, biological process: transmembrane transport; intracellular polyamine homeostasis.